AUGGAGGAGGGGCUCUGCUUGCCGAUGGUUCCUCAUUGUGUCCAAAAGGUAAGGUACCUUCAGUCCUGCCCACCUGCCCACCUGUCUGAGAACUCGAGACAGAGAUGGACCCAGCCUGCGGUACUUACACCUUCCCAACUUUCUUUCCUCCGAAAUCCAAACUCCAACCUCCUCCUUCCUGCAGCUGCAGGUGUGGAAAGUCACACCUUACAGGCAGGCGGAGACAAACCGGACCCUUGGUCUCCUUCCACAGUACUCCGUUCUGGCAUUUGGGACAUGGAAUGA
Messenger RNA from Colletotrichum tamarilloi, 285 nucleotides. RefSeq lists its product as uncharacterized. NCBI's taxonomy places the organism in Eukaryota, Fungi, Ascomycota, Sordariomycetes, Glomerellales, Glomerellaceae. Bases 1 to 285 code for a protein of 94 amino acids. The transcript is spliced from 3 exons. The record is from RefSeq and is a predicted model, not a curated record.